AUGAAUAUUUACCAAGCCAAAAGAAAUUCAAUAAUCCAAUAAGAAAGUCAUAGAACUCAAAAUAAUUAUCCACUUGAAACUUAAAAUAAAAAGGAUGUUAUAAUAACGAAUGAUAGGCAUUCUGGUUGUAUUGAAAGAAUCUAAAUUUUAACAUAAGAGCUAGAUAGAAUGAGUGAAGCAUUAAGAGAAACUAAUUAAUAAGUCUUAUAUUUAUAACAAGAAAUAUAGAAACUAAGAGUCAUUUAGGUAAAUAUAAAAUUAUCAUCUACAGCCAUCCUCUAAUGAUGAUUUAAUUCAAAAAAUCUAAUUUGAAAGAUAAAAGCUGGAUUAAUUUCAAUAGAAAAAAGAAGAAUAAUUAAAUGAAAUGGAAAAUAAACUUAAUAGAUUACAUAAAGACCUUUAAGAUGAAAGGAUAUAAAAAUUAGACUAUGUCAAUCGCUAUCAAUAACAAUUAGAAGAAGUUGUGAGAUUGCAAAAAAAUUUAGAAAAAUCCAAAUAUCUACCAAAUGACCUAGAAACAUCAAGCUAGUAAAAAAAUCAAUUUCAUCUUCAAAUUGAAGAUUUAUAAAAUGAAAAUUAGGAUUUAAAAUCUAAAAUUAAUACUUUUUAAAAUACAAUUCUCUAACAAAAACAAAAGAUUGCACUUCUUGAAGAUUAAUUAACUUAAUAAUAGUCAUACUAGCCUUUCUCUUAGGGUCCUCCUUUUUAUUAAUUACCUUAAAUUUAAUAUCAAUAAUCAAAACCCUAAACUUCUAGUUAUCAAAAAGUAAAAACAUAUCAAAUAGAAAGCAAGGAAACUAAUAAAGCAACAGAAGUAAAAACGUAAGUGAUUCAAACUCUUAAUGGUAAAACUGAUGUUUAUGAAUACUCAUCGAUUUAAGACCCAAAUAACCCCAGAAAAUCAUUAGCCUCAAGAUUAGAUUAAAUAAAUAUUUAACCAUUCUCUAACUUUGAAACAAGAAAUUCUAAACUUCAAAAUAAUAUUUCAUAAUCCUCAUUUUAAAAAGGCUAAACAUAUAUUUCUGAUUAAUAUAAAAAAGACUUUAAUGAUUUGAAAAAUUAAGCAUAAAUUGAGAAUAAACCUGUAACAGAGUACAAAACAACUGUUUCAACAAGUAAUAAAUAUUCUAAUUAUUGAGUUAUUAUUAUUUUCAUUAUAGUAUUUUUUUUUUUUAUAUAAAUCAAUUCAUUUUUAGUACCGAGAACCAGAUAUUUGCCUAAGGUGUUUUUUUAGCAUAUUAAAAUUUACAACUAUNAGCUAGAUAGAAUGAGUGAAGCAUUAAGAGAAACUAAUUAAUAAGUCUUAUAUUUAUAACAAGAAAUAUAGAAACUAAGAGUCAUUUAGGUAAAUAUAAAAUUAUCAUCUACAGCCAUCCUCUAAUGAUGAUUUAAUUCAAAAAAUCUAAUUUGAAAGAUAAAAGCUGGAUUAAUUUCAAUAGAAAAAAGAAGAAUAAUUAAAUGAAAUGGAAAAUAAACUUAAUAGAUUACAUAAAGACCUUUAAGAUGAAAGGAUAUAAAAAUUAGACUAUGUCAAUCGCUAUCAAUAACAAUUAGAAGAAGUUGUGAGAUUGCAAAAAAAUUUAGAAAAAUCCAAAUAUCUACCAAAUGACCUAGAAACAUCAAGCUAGUAAAAAAAUCAAUUUCAUCUUCAAAUUGAAGAUUUAUAAAAUGAAAAUUAGGAUUUAAAAUCUAAAAUUAAUACUUUUUAAAAUACAAUUCUCUAACAAAAACAAAAGAUUGCACUUCUUGAAGAUUAAUUAACUUAAUAAUAGUCAUACUAGCCUUUCUCUUAGGGUCCUCCUUUUUAUUAAUUACCUUAAAUUUAAUAUCAAUAAUCAAAACCCUAAACUUCUAGUUAUCAAAAAGUAAAAACAUAUCAAAUAGAAAGCAAGGAAACUAAUAAAGCAACAGAAGUAAAAACGUAAGUGAUUCAAACUCUUAAUGGUAAAACUGAUGUUUAUGAAUACUCAUCGAUUUAAGACCCAAAUAACCCCAGAAAAUCAUUAGCCUCAAGAUUAGAUUAAAUAAAUAUUUAACCAUUCUCUAACUUUGAAACAAGAAAUUCUAAACUUCAAAAUAAUAUUUCAUAAUCCUCAUUUUAAAAAGGCUAAACAUAUAUUUCUGAUUAAUAUAAAAAAGACUUUAAUGAUUUGAAAAAUUAAGCAUAAAUUGAGAAUAAACCUGUAACAGAGUACAAAACAACUGUUUCAACAAGUAAUAAAUAUUCUAAUUAUUGA
Molecule: messenger RNA, 2237 nt
Organism: Paramecium pentaurelia
Lineage: Eukaryota; Ciliophora; Oligohymenophorea; Peniculida; Parameciidae
Source: the annotation of a GenBank genome assembly